This is a messenger RNA of Lethenteron reissneri (Far Eastern brook lamprey), 1612 nucleotides long. It is a transcript of the gene DSCC1, whose product is annotated as DNA replication and sister chromatid cohesion 1. The record is from RefSeq and is a predicted model, not a curated record. Gene Ontology annotation, cellular component: Ctf18 RFC-like complex; chromosome, centromeric region; chromatin. NCBI's taxonomy places the organism in Eukaryota, Metazoa, Chordata, Hyperoartia, Petromyzontiformes, Petromyzontidae. Gene Ontology annotation, biological process: mitotic sister chromatid cohesion; maintenance of mitotic sister chromatid cohesion.
AUGGUGUUUGUCCUGAGGCAGAUUCAGGAGAAGUGCCGGGAGCAAAACAAAGCGCUGUACGUCACCUUUGUGGACCUGACAAAAGCGUUUGACACCGGCUGUGUUCUUGCUCCCACGCUGUUCACCAUUUUGUUCAGCAUGAUGCUCCAGCAGGCCACAGAGGACCUCGACGACGCUGGUGGCAUAUACAUCCGUUUUCGUCUCGACCGGAGCGUGUUCAACCUCAGGCGCGGUGCGACCGGGGCGGUGUACUCGCUACACGAGGACCGGGUGUGCCGCGCCCUCGCCGUGAUGCUGCUCAAGGGCUGCGUCAAGUUCAACCUGGCCGAGUUCUGCGACGUGUGGAGGCAGAGCGUGCCCGAGGGCAUGGACGCUCAGCUGGGACAGCUGCAGGGCGUGGCGCUGGUGGAGCGUGCCGCUCGACCGGAGGUGAUUUCCCUGCUGCGGGUGGAGGACCUCCCCGACGAUCCCCAGGAGCGCUCCAAGCUCUUCAGCCUCCGCGACAAGUGGACGGAGGAGGAUAUCGCCCCCUACGUCCGCGAUCUGUGUGCGGAGAAGCAGAGCGUUUCAGCGCUGCUCACCAAGCACGCUCGCUCCUCCACGCACAGCGGGGUCAAGGUGUUCAACUCUCGCCGCUCCGUGUCAUGAGGACCGCCGCAGCCGGGACCGGGACUACGGGGGGGGGCCCGGCCUAUGGGGGGCCCCCAGUACGCCCAGGAGGAACGGGACGGAAAAACUGGAGGCAGGGUGGGCAGGAGAUGGCCGCUGUACCCCAACGAGUUCUUUUUUUUUGUUGCGCCGGUGCGUUUGGUUGGAAGAGCGCCGCUGAAAGUCAAAGGGGGUCGGUGACGCAGGCAAAUACAUUUCGCAGGAGAAACCGAACAACUGUGUGCGUCAGUACGGCGAGUCUUCCUUCUUAAAGUGAAUGUGUGAGUCGUCUAGUUUCACCUGUAUGUAUUAUUUGCACGAGGCUCUUCUAGGAUACCCAACAAGGCAGUGAUCUUCGCUAAUUUUCAGAGGGGGGGGGGGGGGGGACACAUUGGCCGAUAAGGCAUCACAAUCGGUGUGAGCGAGGGCCACCAUAUUUGAAACCAUUGGGGGUUUGAGAGCAGCACGAUGAUGAUGUGGGGGUAGGAGGUUGUUUUCACAUUUUGUUGUGUAUUGUCGGGGGAGGGCCGCACGUCAGGGAGCCGCACUGAAGGCCACCCAGGGGCUGCCAGUGGGCCCGCGGUGGCCUUGCAUUGAAGAACACAGGAACAAGGCCUACGACCAAAUCACCCGAGAUGUGGCCCGAUCUCGGCAGAUCUCGGCAGCUAAGUUGGGGGUUGGGCCUGGAUAGCACUCGGAUGCGUGGCCACCUUACACAAACAUAUCUUCUCAAACACAUCAUCUUCUUCGUAUGGCUGAUGUUGAUGGAGACUGUGUUUCUGAAAUUGUUUGGGCUUACCGUCAACUUCCCCUUCUUGAAUUUAGUUUCAACCUAGUUAGACCAACAUGGUUCUGAGAAAUAAAUGUCCGAAUAAUGAACAUCAAUAUUUUAAUCAAUUGUCCAUUUUGCCAGGUAUAUCCUAACUAGCUACUAACUGCAAGCGAAUAAAAAAAAUCAACGGAU